UUUUGUUUGUUUUGUGGUGUUAUGUUCAUGUGGUAGUCCGGGCUUUCUCUUUGCUGUUGAAGGAUCUCAACCUUGUGAAUAAUGUCUUUCCGUCCUGAGGACCAUGGAUUGGACCCAUCCUUUCGCCUAACUCGCUUCACCAAAUUGAAGGGAUGAGGCUGCAAAGUCCCUCAAGCAGAGCUGCUCACUUUUCUUGAGGGACUCGAUCGUGAGGCUGGUGGUGGCCUGGGGAUCGGCUUGGAUAGCUGUGUGUUGCCCACGCGGCACAAAGGAAUAUCGCUCGUGCAGACAACGGAUUUCUUUUAUCCGCUCGUCGAGGACCCCUACAUGCAGGGCAAGAUCGCCUGUGCCAAUGUCCUCAGUGAUCUGUAUGCGAUGGGGGUUAGUGAGUGUGAUAACAUGCUAAUGUUGCUGGGUAUAAGCACAGACUUGUCGCACAAGGAGCGGCACGUGGUCACUCCACUCAUGAUCAAGGGGUUCAGUGAUCUUGCCAAGGAGGCUGGCUGCAGCGUCAACGGUGGACAGACUGUGCUUAAUCCGUGGUUCAUCAUUGGCGGUGUUGCAUCGAGUGUGUGUGCCGAUGGUGAGUUCAUCAUGCCGAAUAGCGCUGCGGCCGGUGACGUGCUAGUGUUGACUAAGCCAAUCGGCACGCAGAUUGCUGUCAACGUACACCAGUGGCUGGAUGAGCCCGCGAACUGGACUAAGGUCGAUGGCAUCAUCUCGCGCGACGAUGCUGAGGUCGCCUACACGGCGGCCAUGAACUCAAUGGCACGGUUAAACAGGACAGGUGCCGCCAUGAUAAAGAAAUACGGUGCCCAUGCCGCCACGGACGUCACCGGCUUUGGUAUCAAGGGCCAUGCCACGAACUUGGCCGAGUUUCAGAAAGCGCCCGUCUCCUUCCGCAUCCAUUCUCUCCCGAUCAUUGCCAAGAUGGCGGAGUGUGCCAAGGCGUGUGCCGAGAACGGCCUGAACUUCAAGCUGGUGGAGGGCUUUUCGGCGGAGACGUCAGGUGGUCUGCUGGUUGCCUUGUCCCCGGAUAAAGCCAGCGCUUUCUGUGAAGAGAUGCAGUCUGUUGACGGGUGUCCAGCAUGGAUCAUUGGUGAUGUUGUGGAUGGUGAUAGGACAGCUACCAUAGAUGCCUCUCCUAAAAUCAUUGAUGCAUAGAUGUAAGCAUAGACAGAGCUGAGUUUUUUAUAGAUAAUUUUCAAUAGACAUUUUCCUAUCUGAAUUUUCCCUUCUUGUGCUGCUACCUUCUGACUGCUGCUUUUGUUCUCUUUACUUCUAGUGUGUGUCCUGUGGUCACCUUUGCCUAGACUUUCGUUCUCGGAUGAGACUGAGCACCUCAUUGGGAAGCGAUGUGUUCCAAGUGCAGGGGGCCGUCAGCUGGGGAUUGUUUGGCAUCAGGUCGGCACGAGUGACGCAAGACUGGCUCAACUGCCUGAUGUGGUGGCGCCGUCUUGCCGAUUACGCCUGUGUAUGGCGUUUGCCUUGGUCCUGUGUGCUUGUGCAACCCCUCUGACUUUCUGCAGGCCACACAGCAGAUUCUUGAAGACGUUCUAAUAGCUAACACAUCCUCAUCCCCAUCUCUUUCUCUAGAAUAUGUCGUACACUUUGGCCUCCUGCAGGCUGUAACUGGAUGGUGCAACCAGUAUUUGAUAUAGUUAGGUCAUUUUUUAGAUCUGCGUUCUACCCGUUUUAUGAAUUUUUAUCACUGGUUUUUGCAUCAUCACAUGUAUACCCAUGCGUUGACUUUCUGGCUGGCAGGUUCCAGCAGAUAA
This is a messenger RNA of Sycon ciliatum, 1778 nucleotides long. RefSeq names its product selenide, water dikinase 2-like. Gene Ontology annotation, cellular component: cytoplasm. The record is from RefSeq and is a predicted model, not a curated record. The transcript has a single exon. Lineage: Eukaryota; Metazoa; Porifera; Calcarea; Leucosolenida; Sycettidae. Gene Ontology annotation, biological process: L-selenocysteine biosynthetic process. Gene Ontology annotation, molecular function: ATP binding; selenide, water dikinase activity.